GCCGCGCGGUGCGCUCUUUCCCUGCAGCCCGGGAGAAGCGGCUUGUGCGCGGCACACCCCCCACGUCCCUCCGGCGCUGCUGCCUCAGCUCCGCUCGCCUCCGCUCCACACUGCCCUCCGUCGCACACCCACGGGACAUGGCACACGCGCAGGCACGCUGCCCUAGCGCCCGGGGCUCCGGGGACGGCGAGAUGGGCAAGCCCAGGAAGGUGGCUCUCAUCACUGGCAUCACAGGCCAGGAUGGCUCCUACCUGGCCGAGUUCCUGCUGGAGAAGGGCUAUGAGGUUCAUGGAAUUGUACGGCGAUCCAGUUCAUUCAAUACAGGUCGAAUUGAACAUCUGUAUAAGAACCCGCAGGCUCAUACUGAAGGAAACAUGAAGUUGCAUUAUGGUGACCUCACUGACAGUACCUGCCUCGUGAAGAUCAUUAAUGAAGUCAAGCCUACCGAGAUCUACAACCUCGGAGCCCAGAGCCACGUCAAAAUUUCUUUUGACCUGGCAGAAUAUACCGCAGAUGUGGAUGGAGUGGGUACAUUACGGCUUCUGGAUGCAGUUAAGACCUGUGGCCUUAUCAACUCUGUGAAGUUCUACCAAGCCUCAACGAGUGAACUUUACGGGAAAGUGCAAGAAAUACCCCAGAAGGAGACCACGCCCUUCUACCCUAGGUCACCUUAUGGGGCAGCAAAACUCUAUGCCUACUGGAUCGUGGUGAACUUCCGCGAGGCGUAUAACCUCUUUGCAGUGAACGGCAUUCUCUUCAAUCACGAGAGUCCUAGAAGAGGAGCUAAUUUUGUUACUCGAAAAAUUAGCCGGUCAGUAGCUAAGAUUUACCUUGGACAAAUGGAGUCUUUCAGUUUGGGAAAUCUGGAUGCAAAACGAGAUUGGGGCCAUGCCAAGGACUAUGUGGAGGCAAUGUGGCUCAUGUUGCAGAACGAUCAGCCGGAGGAUUUUGUCAUCGCCACUGGGGAAGUCCAUAGUGUCCGGGAAUUUGUAGAGAAAUCGUUUUUGCACAUUGGAAAAACCAUUGUGUGGGAAGGAAAGAAUGAAAACGAAGUGGGCAGAUGUAAAGAGACCGGUAAAGUUCACGUGACUGUGGAUCUCAAAUACUAUCGACCAACAGAAGUGGUAAGGAGUCCUGGCCCCCCAGCAUGUGGCCGCUUUUGGCCAGUUGGCUGGGAAAAUACUGUCACUGAAUGCCCGAAGCCGGCCUUCAGAGCUCUCCACUGGGCUCACUGGCAUCCUUCAGUGGGCACUUCCCAAACCAGAAUACAUCCUGGAUCCCAGGAGCUGGUGCAGGAGAUGGUGGACGCCGACGUGGAGCUCAUGAGGAACAACCCCAACGCCUGAGCGCGGCCGCUGAGCCCCGAGCCGCCCCGCUGGCUUUCGUCCCCCGGGCGGAACCAGCCGGUGAGGAGCCGCAGGCGUGGUCCUGGGAGGGGCGAGGAGCGCUAGUCCUUCCGACGGUUGCCCAGGACCCUCGCCGCCCCUGCGAGGUGGUCCCGCCCGCAGGACUGGGGUCGCUGAGGUUUGCAGCAGCCGGGACCUGGCGCUCCGGGUUCGGCCCACUUUCCUCUUGUCGAGGCCUUUUCUGAAUGGCUUUGUGAAAUCAACAAGAUGUUUUAAUCACAUAUUCACUUUACUUGAAAUUAUGUCAGUAGACAACUGAAAGUGUGGGGCUUUCAAAUGGUGUUUCUCUUUUCUGAUUAAAAAUGACCUUUCUAUGAACCAGCA
Messenger RNA from Hipposideros armiger (great roundleaf bat), 1730 nucleotides. It is a transcript of the gene GMDS, whose product is annotated as GDP-mannose 4,6-dehydratase. The coding region runs from base 138 to 1346 and encodes 402 amino acids. The transcript has 10 exons. Lineage: Eukaryota; Metazoa; Chordata; Mammalia; Chiroptera; Hipposideridae. Gene Ontology annotation, biological process: 'de novo' GDP-L-fucose biosynthetic process. Gene Ontology annotation, molecular function: GDP-mannose 4,6-dehydratase activity. The record is from RefSeq and is a predicted model, not a curated record.